Pocillopora meandrina is the source of this 9618-nucleotide messenger RNA. NCBI's taxonomy places the organism in Eukaryota, Metazoa, Cnidaria, Anthozoa, Scleractinia, Pocilloporidae. The record is from the annotation of a GenBank genome assembly.
GGAAGAAAUGCUGACUAGGGAAACUGAGCAGCCAAGAAACUGUAGUUGGAUUAGAAACGAGUCCUUGUCAGAUCGAGUUUUAUUGCAGUUGCAAUGGCAUUGUUAGACCUAUUAGAACCGCUUCUUGUGCAUUGGCAGACAAUUUUAAUUGCUUCUGCCAUAUUUUCGGUUUAUUUUUACUGGAUUGUGCCAUAUCGGGCGGCUAGAGCUAUUUACCCCAAGGGACCAAUCCCGUUACCGUUCAUCGGUCAUUUGUGGGAUACUGUAAAACACAAGGGAUUGAUGCAUCUGCAAAUGGACGAAUAUUGCAAAAAAUACGGUCAAGUUUACUCCAUGCUUACCUUUGGCAGCAAACCAUGCAUAAUAAUCUCGGACCCAGAAAUGCUGAGAGACAUUUUCGUAAAAGAGUUUGGCUCUUUUGCUGAUCGCCCGGUAAGCUCAACAUACAUAAACCUUUUAUCAAUUACGGUAAUCACCACCGAAUGUCUUUUGUUAAUGUGCAGUUUUUUUUCUUUUUGUCAGCCUUGAGUCUUUGAUGUAGUAGAAGACGUUCACCUUAGUUUGCAUUUUGGUCAGAUGUCAAGUGCUUAAUUGCACAGUCAGCACUUUAAAAUUAAGUUCGGAUGGGGCGUGGCAGGGAGAAUAAAUUUUUUCAGGAGAAUAUGCUUUGACAAAAUUGCUGACAUUGUCAAAAAUUUUUAGACAAUGGACAGAACCAUAUCUCUAAACUAAUUUAAGAAUGGGGUAUGAUUUGGAGAAGUGGACACCCAUCUACCCAAAACUUACACAUGCAUCCUGCCUGCCUGAGCUACAUGUGGAUGUCAAUAUUGACUGAAUUCUCUCACUUAACUGAUAGUUAGGAUUCUUUUUAUCAUUUAAAGGUAUUUUUUAAGCUACCUGAACCUCUGAACAGCAUGUUGACAAUUGCUACCAAAGACAAGUGGAAACGUAUUCGUAACACUUUGUCACCAGCUUUCAGUGCUUUGAAGAUGAAACAGAUUGUGCCCUUGAUGAAUAUUUGUUGUGACAAUUUGAUCAAAAAGCUUGGUGAAUUUGCUGAUAAAGAGGAAAGUGUUGACAUUAAGAAGUAAGUACAGAAAUAUUUACCAAAAAUUAAAAUUUUUAAAUAGCUUUUUGACACUUAUCAAUGUAAUGUAAUUAUAUUUGCUUUAAAAGGGUGUUUUUGUGGGGAAAUAUACUUUUCUACAUUUAUUCAGCAUUUUCACAAGGUAGCUCCUCAUCUGCAAAAUACAUCUGCCUAAAAAUACAUCUUAAAAAUAAGUUAUAUCUACCAAAAAGAAAUACAACCAAUUUUGUCAGACAAAGGGCUUGCAAUAUAUUCAGAAAUAGGCUUUAAAAAAUAAACAUAAGUGUGCUAGAUGCAAUUAUGCUGCAGUACAGACAAUAAUCCUCCAGCAAAGCAAACCCCUUUGCCAUUAAGAUAUGAUGCUUCAAAAAUUAUAGCUUGAGAUAUUCAGUAAACAACAUGACACACACCUCUCAUGAUAUACAGAUUGGUAACUUGUACCUCUCUUUUUCCUAUAGACUUCAUCAGUGUUUAACAAUGGAUGCUAUCGUUUCUGCUGCAUUUGGUUUUCAAGUGAACUCACAGAACAAUCCUGAUGAUCCUGUUCUUAAAGCAGCUAAGAAAGCAAUGAACCAGUCAACUUCUCAGAAAAUUCUGCUGACAUUUCUAUCUACAAUGCCAUUUGGGGCAAAGAUCAUGGAGAAGAUACCAAGUUUGUGGAUGUCAAAUAAUAUUCCUCUCCUGAACAUUACAGAAGAAAUAGUUCACACCAAAAGAGAGAGUGGUGGAAGCUCUAGCACUAGGAAGGUAGCAAUCUUUUGGUUUUACUUUAUGUAAUUAGGUAAUUAAGGAUAGACGCUCUAAUUUUUUUGGGUGUUGUGUCUUUAAAACCUAACCAAAGAGAAGCCUAGAUCAAAACUGUCUGAGUAGUUUUCACAAACCAGACCAGAAGGACAAACAGCUUGUCUUGUAUACUGAUAUUGACUUAUUGUGCUCAGGUUGUUCAAGUGUGAGAUCAUCUUAGUGAUUCUCUUUGCUGUUUACCAUACAAUUCUUUUCAUGUUAGUUAAGAGAAUUUUGUAUUGGAUCAACUAAUAAUUAUUCCCUAAUUGACACUGCAUUUCUCCUAUAUUCAUUCUCAUCACUUGUCUGCUUGAAAUUGUAUUGAUAUUGUAAGGAGAAAUUCUGUCUUGGUCACUCAUGAGGGUUAAAGGAUUAACUGUCAACAGUUCUUUUCAGAACCACCCUUUAACUAGAAAAUCACUCCAUUUACUCCAGUUCAUUUUUUUGCUGUAAUUUUUUCACCAACACUGAAAAUUUAGCUAUUGCAUAUAAUUUUACUUAUAAUGCUUACAUUUUAUAGGACAUGCUUGAUUUGAUGCUGGCAGCCUCAGAUGACCCUUCAGUACCAGAAACAAAGAAGCUCUCAGACAUGGAAGUCAUAGCACAAAGCCUUGUCUUUCUUGCUGCAGGAUAUGAAACCACCAGUACCACUUUAAGUUUUGUUUCCCAUCAUCUAGCCAUAAAUCCUGAAAUUCAGGAUAAACUGCAACAAGAGAUUGACAGUGUUUGGCCAGAUGAAAACCAAAUGUUGUCCUAUGAAACAGUCCAUGAAAUGCCAUACCUGGACAUGGUCUUGGCUGAAAGUUUGAGAAUGUACCCUCCAGGUAUCAAAGACAAGUCGUAUUUCACUGAAACCAGCUGUGUACAUGAACCCUUAUGUGGGAGGGGCAGUGGCCUGGUUGAUAGCAUGCUGGGCUGGGCUGGGAGAGGUCUGGGUUUGAGCCCUGGUCAGGAUACUUAACUGUCACAGUGUCUCUCCACUCAGGGGCAUAACUACUAGCAUGCAAAAUGAAAUGGCAGGGUUAGGCUAUGGUGGACUUAAGCCAUUCAUUCACGGGUAAUAGCAAUGCUUUUGUCACUUUAUGCUGCAGAAAAAAAAAAGGAUAGGCUUUGGGGAUGAGGGCUAGAAACUCAAGAGCAGAUGGUUGUCUUUUCUUUUCUUUAUUUUUUAUGUUCUGCUGUGGGUGUCUAGGUGAAAACUCUGGUAGGUGAAUUCUUACUCCACCAUUCUCUGGCCACACAGGAGCCCUCCAGGUUUUUUUAUCACUGUUAUGAUUAUAAUUAUUAUUGCUAUUAUUAUUAUCAUUAUCUUUAUUAUAUUUAUUAUUAUUAUUUUUUUUAAUUGACACUUGGUCCUAACAAUGAAGGGCUCACUGAGCCUCACACAUGAGGAUCUCCUUUGCCACACCCUUGCUUGCCUUGGAAGGCAUAAAUCUACAUGCAUUAUUUUAAGGGGUGUUAAGAGACAAGGGAGUUUCCAUGGCAAAGAACCACUCAAAAACUUAAUUUCCCUUACAGCUCAAAAGUCCUUCCAGGAUAUGGAAGCCUUGAAAUGCUUGAUUAUAUUGGCUUAUUUUUGGAGGUAAAUAGUUGAAGGUUUUUUUUUUUCUUCUUUAGGAUUUGUCAUAGUCCGUGUCUGUACAAAAGCAUGUGUUCUUAAAGGAGUCAAAAUACCUGAAGGUUUAAUAGUUGCAAUACCAGUGUACAGCAUUCAGCGAGACCCAUCCAUUUAUCCAGACCCUGAUGAAUUUGAUCCAGAGCGCUUCUCACCUGCAGCCAAACAAUCCAUUAAUCCUUACUCCUACAUGCCUUUUGGUCAUGGACCUCACAAUUGUAUUGGAAUGAGGUUUGCGCUAAUGGAAAUGAAGAUGGUGCUGGCAAGAAUGUUGAAGAAAUAUCGUCUGGAAGUAGCGGCAGAUACAAAGAUUCCUCCUGAUGUUUUUGUUGCAUCUACGUUGUCAUGUUCUGGUGUUAAUGUUAGAAUAACUUCACGAAAGUAAAGGGAAAAUGCUUAGGAAAACUGUUGUCCUAAGUCUUUCAACACUUCUUGUGCUGAUGAUAAUUGACUUACAUUGAAGAACUGAUUCAGGACAAAGCUUGCUGUUGUUAGCAUAAUCUAUUACAUUUUUCCUUUUCUAGUAGUAAAUAGGAAGAUCAAAGUUGCAAGAUGUAUACCUCUUUCUUAUUGAGUUCAAGGUCCAUACUUUAAGUUACAGACCAAGUUUUUCCACUCUGAUUUAUAGCCCAAGUGCAAUGCACAUGGUCCACAGAUCCAAGCAGAAAGACAAGGUUAUGUAAAUUAUAGUGUGGGGAAAACAUUUAAUUGUAAGUAAGUAAGUAAGUGAAGUAUGGCCCACUAAAUUGACCAAUCAUAACACACAUACUAACUAAGAGAUAUCAUAACAGCAUUUAUUUCUUCUAGCUACUCAAAUAAAUUUUUAACACUAAACCUCACAAUGUCAGAAUACCACGUGACCUUAGACAGUCUGAGGAAAAAAGAAUCCAACCUAAAACUUGAAAAAACAUUGCUGUUGUUGUAGUCAGUAGUGUACCAUUACACAACAUGUGGUUGAAUUUAUAUACUGACAAUAUUUUGAAUGUGACAAGAGAAAUAAAGAAGAAGCUCAGGGUAUUGUGGCCCUUCAUCUGGUUGGUUGAUGGGUGCACUGGAAUGGUCGCCAAAUAAGUCUGUUUGAAGAGUUCCAUAUUUUGUUUAAAUGAGGUAACUAUCAUUUUACUUCUGAGUAAAACGGGGGAGAAACUGUAAAUAUCGUGCCUUUAAUAUUUGGAUGAAACCGUGAAAUGAUCCUUUCAUCUGCUAUGACAAUCCUUUAGAGCAUAUUGAGCAGUUUAAAAGAGACUCCUUUGGGUGGGAGGAAGUUCAUUGGGGCCAGUAUCCCCGUUUUUUUAACUUUUUCCUCGAGUAUCCCGUAUCGCUUAAAUGUUUUAACCAAACAUCUCCUAUCCCAGUAACUGCUAAUUAAGCCUCAAAAGAUCAUCUAGAGCACCUUUUGUAAGAUCGACAUGGAAUUUUUGUUGAUUAAAUCUGAAUGGUACUGCACGGACUUACAAGACUACGUGAAUCAGUAUUUCUGGCUACGUAUGACCAAUCCUCUCAGCCCAAAAUUACGGAGAAAUUUUGGUGUAUUCUUACGCGACGUACUUUCCAGAGGGGGUUGGGCAAUAAACAUUUGAAGGUGAGACUAAAUGUAAACAAGGAGAUUUUGGGUCUACACGGAACGCUUCUCAAGCUUUGGUACGAAAAUGUCCAUUUUAAACUUUGCCGAGCAAUUUCUUGAGCACUGGCCAACGAUUUUAAUCGCCUCAUCCAUUCUGUUGGUUUAUUUGUACUUUAUUGUCCCAUAUCGGACGCUAAAAGCCGUCUGCCCUAAAGGACCGACUCCUCUGCCGUUCAUCGGGCAUUCGCUGGAUGCUAUAAAGCACAAGGGGUCAAUGCAUCUUCAGAUUGACGAGUAUUACAAGAAAUAUGGCGAUGUGUUCUCCAUGUUUAUCUUGGGCAACAUGAGCAGUAUUGUUGUCAGCGAUCCUGACCUGCUGAGGGAUCUUUUCGUGAAAGACUUCGCUUCCUUCGCCGAUCGCCCCGUAAGUUCCCAGCACGAUUUUGGAGUGUUAGCUUAUUUCUAAAUAAAUAGUAUUUUAAACAUCUCUCCAAGAAAGACUUUGCCUUUCUGCUUCUUUUUUGUCAGUUCCUUACACGACUUUGAAAUGAAAGCUUAAAAUUAUACACAACUCCUUCCAAUUUCCUGAUUUAUUGAUUUUUAAUUGUUUUCAGGAAUUUUUUAAACAACCUGAACCUCUUUGUUAUAUGAUGUCAGAAGCCAAAAAAGAACAGUGGAAACGUAUUCGCAACACUUUAACACCGUCUUUCAGCGCUCUCAAAAUGAAGCAGAUGGUUCCAUUGAUGAAUGCAUCCUGUGACAAUUUGAUCAAAAAGCUUGGGGAAUUUGUUGAUACGGAAAAGAGUGUUGAUAUUCAGAAGUAAGUAACCAAAAAUGCUGCAGUACUGUGUGUUCUUGCUUCCUUAAACUAUGGAAACUGCCUACCUCAUAAAACCACAGCUAUAAUCAUUAUUAAUAUUUGGCAGGGUAGGCCUGAGUGAAACCUGAGCAUUCUGAUUGGUUGCCACUAGAUAUUUUCCAUAUGGACUGUUUCCACAGAAACAGUCACAAGCUGUGUAUUUUUUUGUUCAGGAAAGCUGGCAAACUCACAAUCAACAAGUUUGGUCUGACUGCCAUGUGAUGAACUAUAGAUUAACUUUGCUUUCUGGAGCUGUACCAGGGAAUACUGGUCCUUGGUCCUUUUUUAACAGACCUCACUAUACUCAGUCUGUACUACCAUGACCUCUGGCCAAUAUUUUCAGUAUGGUCCUCAAACUCAGUUAGUAAGAAGUUAGUAGGGCACUCAUGUUCCAUUAGUAAGAAGUUUUUUUUUUUGUUAGAAUUCACCAGUGCCUGACAAUGGAAGUCAUUCUUUCCUCUGUUUUUGGUUUUCAAGUGGAUGCGCAAAAUAAUCCAGAUGAUCCAGUUCUGAAUGCAGCUAAACUGACCAUGUCACAAACUACUUUUCAAAAAAUUAUUUUGGGGGGUGUAACCUUGUUACCUUUUGGUAUGAAACUAUUGGAAAACAUUCCAGCCUUGUUCCUGUCAAAUUUUACACCUCUUUUGAAAAUCUCGGAGGAAAUAGUUCAAAUUAAGAAAGGAAGUGUUGGGAGAUCAUCUAGGAAGGUAAUAUUCACUAUAUAGGCUGAAAAAAAUUCAAAUGCAAAUUCUAGAUCUUACAAACAGUUUUUGUCAUUAGUGGAGGAUGUUAUUGUCUUGUUAUGAGUAUGGAACAACAAAAAAGUUUUGAUUCCCCCUGAGGAGUGAACACCAGACCUUCAGAUUGCAAGCUCUGAUACUCUACUCUGAACUACAGAGACGGUAUUGAUUUAGGCUAUUUCUAGGUUAAUAGUUGACACACAUCCUGCGUAUUGUUAGGAUCAGCAAUGUUGAAAGUAACAUAUGUGACAUUGUAAUCAUUUUCACUUUCUCCAUCAUCACCAUCCAAAGUAAAUAGUAUCAACAAAAUCAUCACUUUGUUUCACCCAUAGUCAUAGACACUGUGGUUACUCUGUGUUGCUGAUUACACAGUAGUGCAGAGCUACCAUCACAUUUACUGUUACCUGUACUGUUGAUACUUUAUUGUCUAUUGUCACCAUAAUUAUAAUCACAGGGUCGCACUCAUCAUCAUCAUCAUUAUUUGCAGUGGACAUAGCACCAUGGAAGCAAUGGUGAUAGCAUUGUUAUCAUUAUCACUAUCAAUUUCAUCAAUAUCAUUCUCAUGAAAUGUAAGGUAGCUAAUUUCUUACUCUUAGAUCGCACUUCUUUUGCUACUAGUUUCUGGUAUCUUUAAGGUGCAAUUUAGACAUAGAGUGUCACAUAAAUUCAGUUAAUUCAAUUGCAAUUUUUAUUGCAGGACAUGCUAGAUUUAAUGCUCUCAGCAGCAGAUGACUCUUCACUGCCAGAGUCCAAGAAGCUCUCAGAUGCAGAAAUUAUUGCUCAAAGCUUUGUCUUUCUUGCUGCUGGAUAUGAAACCACUAGCACCACCUUAAGUUUUAUGUCCCAUCAUCUGGCAGUGGAUCCUGAAAUUCAGGAGAAAGUACAACAAGAGAUUGACAGUGUUUGGCCAGAUGAAAACCAAAUGUUGUCCUAUGAUGCAGUCCAUGAAAUGCCAUACCUAGACAUGGUGGCAGCUGAAGUUCUGAGAAUGUACCCUCCAGGUAUAAGAGACAGUUUUUUCAAAUUUAACAUUAUAAUGAAAAUGGUGUUUAUAAUGAUAGCAAUUGGUUUUGGAGUGAAGUGACAAUUGCAAAUAUGGCUGCAUUCACAAGCUAGACACUUAGUAUACUGAUUCAAAGGAAACGUUUUAUGGUUGAUGGAAUAAUUUAGAAGAAAUUUGCACCUAGCAUCCAUUUGGCAAACCUUUAUUCAUUCAUUCGCAUUACAGAAAAUAGGUAUGAUCAUUAAAUGAAUUUUAAGUCAUUGAUCGCAAUUGAUUUAUAUCAGUUAUCCAGCUGAAAUACAUGUCCAACAUACUGUUACUGUUAUACUACCGGCACUGCUAUUUUAUCAUCAUUACUCAAACUAGUUCUCAAAGUGCUGUGGUCUGGCCCUGAUUGCAUGAUUCAGUUUCAAAUGAUUUGACCCUCUAAACUUGAUAAUGUAAAUUGGCUACCGUAAAGAGUUUCUAAAACUGACAUUUCUGUUCGCUCUGACUGAGAGCUAACGUUCAAAACGUCACCUUUGUAAGCUGCUGACGGUGGUUUAUUUACAUUAUCUACUCAGUUGAUGAAACGAAAUUAUUUUUGUAACACCCUCCACUAGUGGUGUAGCACAGUUUCUUUACAAACUUGUACCCCUCAUUCAUUUGGUCACGAGCAUUAUUACUGUAUGUGACUCUGCUUCUAUUUUGUAGGAUUCAUUACAGCUCGGGCCUGCACAGAAGAGUGUACCAUUAAGGGAAUCAAGAUGGCUGAAGGUUUAACAGUUGUGGUCCCUAUUUACAGUAUCCACCGAGACCCACGUUAUUAUCCCAAUCCAGAUAAAUUUGACCCUGAUCGCUUCUUACCUGCAGCCAAGCAGUCGCGCAAUCCUUACACUUACCUACCCUUUGGUCACGGACCACGUAACUGCAUUGGAAUGAGGUUUGCGCAAAUGGAGAUGAAGCUGGCGAUGGCAAGGAUUCUGAAGAAAUACAGCUUUGAAGUGGCGCCAGAUACAAAGAUUCCGCCUGAAGUGACCAUCUCUUCUACCCUGACGUGUUCUGGUGUCAACGUUCGAGUGAAGUCUCGUAACAAGUGAAACGGUGAACCUUCGUGGGGGGAGCUGUACACAGUCUAUUGUUAUAUAUCUAGACUUUCACUCAACAAACAAGCAAUGUGAUUGGUUGAUUCUUGGUCACGUGCCCCUGAUCAAAUUCAAAUGUAUCCCGACCGGGAUACAAUUGCACAGUUGUUACCCGUGAGCCGAAUACAACAGCACAUGAUUGUUUAAGGGAAAGCCUAAAUAUAUAACAAAGCACUUAAUGUAUGGUCCCUCAGGAAACUAGUUUCUCGAGUUCUCUUGGGAAAACAAAACUAAUUGUUCCUCUCGGGACCUUACAGUAAGUGUCUAAUGUCACGUUAUGGGUCGACUAUUGAUUUGGUAGUAAGAAGUGCUGAAACAUUGAGACUUCCAUCACGUUUUUUGUCCUUUUUAACUCGUGCAAAUGAGUUUUUAUGGAGACUCCAAUAUGCAAAUGAGUCACUAACUCACUCACUAAGAUGUAGACACUGUCGCAGUGGUAAUAAGUCAUCCCGAACUCGCAGUAGUAACCAUGCACUAAACGGUAGAGGCUUUGUUAUAGUUUAUACUAGGCAUUGUUGCUUUAAAUAUCACCUUCCAAGAGAGCAAAAUUUAUCAAGUUCAGGCCCAAACCUGAAAGUGAGAAUUGCUUCAAUCGUAAAUUCAAUUAUCAUAUGUAGACAUUGGGGGCUGGAUCAAUCAGUAGCAGACCACAAAAAAAACUCUGUGCUCGUCUGAUAAAAGAAAACUUGUGGAAUUCAUUGCCGCAGAUCUUUAAUUUUAAUAAUUCAAAUAAACUUGUUGUUACAUUAAAUGUGUUCUUAGGAAUUUUCUUUCUUUCUGAUGCAAGCAAGAGAAAACCAUCAUCAUCAUCAUCAUUUGUUAUUUGCCUUAUUUACACAACAC